AAAAACAAGGAGUUGCUAGUGAUAGCACAUCUUCUGCUGAAAACAAUGAUCAAAAUGAUGGAGAAAGUUCAAAUAAGCUUUUAAAAAUUCUUCGAAUAAUUACAAAAGUAUCAACACAUUGGAGAUCAAAAUUAGCUUUCUGGAAACGAUUGAAAAAAUUAAAAGAGCCAAUAAAAUCAAAUAGUCUGUUAAAUGAAGAAUAUAAAGAAUUUAAAGAUGAUGAAUUACUUGAACAAAUUCCACAAGAAGUUGUUCAACCUUCUAGCAUUCAAUCUUUUUUGAGAAUUGGACAACGUGUUGGUGUUAUUACUUGUAAAACGAUAUGUGUUCCCACAUUUAAUCAAAAGCGAUUUGCUCACGAUCUUAUCAUAAGGAAAAAAACUGGGAAACCUAUUAUUAAAUAUGGUCCAGGAGGUCGUUCUUCGGUUAGUGGAAAUAUAGCAACUGUUUUUGGUUGUACGGGAUUUUUGGGUCGCUAUGUGGUCAGUAAACUUGCCAAACAUGGAACUCAAGUUGUUAUACCUUAUCGUGACGAAGAUUCGAAAAGACAUUUAAAAGUUACAGGAGAUUUAGGCCAAAUCGUUUCCAUGGAAUUUGAUCUUCGUAAUGAACAAAAUAUUAUUGAAGCGGUUAGACAUUCUGAUAUCGUUUAUAAUUUGAUAGGAAGAGAUUAUGAAACAAAGAACUUUACAUUUGAGAAAGUUCAUAUAGAAGGAGCAGAAAGAAUUGCAAAAAUUUGUAAAGAACUUGGAGUAUCAAGAUUAGUUCAUAUGUCGGCUUUAAAUGCUGAUGUUAACUCUCCAUCAAAAUUUUUACAAUCAAAGGCUUUGGGAGAAAGAGUUGUUAAAGAACAAUUUCCUGACGUAACUAUAGUCCGUCCUGGAUAUAUAUAUGGUCCUGAGGAUAGAUUUUUGAAUAGAUUGUCAGUGUUUUCUUAUGAAUUAAUGGUUAACCACGGAGAAACGUUAAUUAGGCCAGUUAGUGUACUAGAUGUAGCAACAGCAUUAGAAAUUAUGUUAAAAGAUGAAACAACAAUUUCUUCAACAUAUGAAUUAUAUGGAACAAAAGCAUUUAGUAUUGAAGAAAUUUAUGACAUAAUAGAUGAUCUUACGUUAAGAAAACGCACAAGAUUUAACGUACCCAAACCAAUUGCAUUGGCUAUUACAAAAUUAUUAAGUUAUUUACCUUGGCCGUAUGUAACACCCGAAGAUAUUGAGAGAUAUUGUAUAAGUGAUAAACCUGGUAAAGGAGUAACGGGCGAAGUAGUAAAAACUUUUAGUGAUUUGGGUAUUCAACCUCUUGAAUUUCAAGAUACUGCUAUUCAAGUCGUUAGAAGGUAUAGGAGUAAUAUUAAUUUUAAUCAACCUAUGGAUAAAAAUGUUGGUAGGGUUAAAAAAGGUAUUUAUUACGUUGAUUACUAG
Funneliformis caledonium is the source of this 1421-nucleotide messenger RNA. Lineage: Eukaryota; Fungi; Glomeromycota; Glomeromycetes; Glomerales; Glomeraceae. The record is from the annotation of a GenBank genome assembly.